Messenger RNA from Staurois parvus, 360 nucleotides. NCBI's taxonomy places the organism in Eukaryota, Metazoa, Chordata, Amphibia, Anura, Ranidae. The record is from the annotation of a GenBank genome assembly.
AGGCAGACUGCUUCUACAAACAUUUGUGAAAGAAUGGGUCGCUCUGAGGAAUUAAGUGAAUUCAAGUGUGGUACCGUGAUAGGUUGCCACCUGUGCAAUAAGUCCAUCUGUGACAUUUCCUUGAUACUAAAUAUUCCACGGUCAACUGUUAGUGGUAUUAUAACAAAGUGGAAGUAACUGGGAACAGCAGCAACUUAGCCACCAUGUGAGAGGGGUCAGUGCAUGUUGAAGGGCACAGUGCAUGGAAAUCGCCAACUGUCUGCAGAGUCAAUAGCUAAAAACCUCCAAAUUUCAUGUGGCCUUCAGAUUAGCACAACAACAGUGUGUAGAGAGCUUCAUGGAAUGGGUUUCCAUGGCCAA